AUCAGAUCUCUCUUCCUCACAUGGAUCCCGCUUCUUCCACAACUCAGCACACCCCAAUCGUCUCUUCUGCUGGGGAAAGACCCGUCAUGGCCCCCGAUAAUGUCGUCGACCACCACCAUGUUUCGUCGUCUUCUUCUUCAGAUCCUUACGCAUACUAUAACGUCCUUCAAAACCCUACCAAUCUCUAUCAUCCUUACGGUUGGGAUAAUUCACAUUCUGGUUAUCCACAAGGCUUCAAUAGUUGGGAUGUAUAUCCACAAUAUGCUACUACCCCUGAAGGCCUGCAUGUUCCACAGGUUGUCUACGAUGGCAAUUCUUCUAUAAUGUACCAACCUGGCUUUACUUUCAACCCUUACCCACCAUCUAUGAUGAUGGAGGGUCAAGUCCCUAUCUCCCCUGGAGCUUAUUACCCACAGUUUGGUGCACCUUCACCUAUGCAUUUUACUCAGCCAGAAAUUGGUGGUGACCCAGCGUCUGCUUAUAUGAUUCCUUUUGCGGGAUAUGGUGGAGGAAAUUUAUCUGGUAAUCAAGGGGCCAACUCUUUACCAUAUCCUCAAACGAUGGGUAUACUUGGGCCUUACGACCAGAAUGCUUCACAGUUACCGUUGCAUGGGAGUGGGGUUGCUUCGAGUUCUUCUUUGGGAGGAUAUUAUCAUGUAGGAUCUUACCAGAGUCCAACCUCAUAUUAUGGAGCUGAUAAUUCAGUCAGAUCAUCAGCCCCUGACAUAGGUAAAAGGAGAGAGUACAGCACUGUACCUACCACAAAUGAUCUGUAUGGUAAUCGAGGACCAAGAGCAUCCAGCAGGGUAGAGAGCAAGAACAGCUCCAGACAUGAUUCGAGUACAGCUGGUCCGAAUCCCAGUUUGUACAACAAUCCAGAAUUUGCGACGGAUUACAAGAAUGCCAAGUUCUUUAUUGUCAAGUCUUUUAGUGAAGACAAUGUUCACAGAAGCAUCAAGUAUAAUGUCUGGGCCAGCACCCCGCAUGGCAACAGAAAACUAGAUACUGCUUAUCGAGAUGCUGAGAAAAUGGGUGGAAAAUGUCCAAUCUUUCUCUUCUUUUCGGUAAAUGCGAGUGGACAAUUCUGUGGGGUGGCCGAGAUGGUGGGACCUGUAGAUUUUGAAAAGGAUGCUGGUUACUGGCAGCAAGACAGGUGGAGUGGGCAGUUCCCAGUGAAAUGGCAUAUUUUGAAAGAUGUACCGAACAACCGGUUUUCUCAUAUUCUUUUACAAAACAAUGACAACAAGCCUGUAACGCACAGCCGAGACUCUCAGGAGGUGAAGCUGCGGCAGGGGGUUGAGAUGCUGAGAAUAUUCAAGGAGUACGAGGCACACACCUCCAUCCUGGAUGAUUUCAGCUACUAUGAUGAGAGAGAGAGGGAAAAGGUGGGAGGAGAUGAUGGAGGUGGGAGGAAAGAAGAGACAUCUUCAUCUUCUGUGGAACAGUUAUCAGAGCGUCUUCAAGCUGUCACAGUAGAAGUUGGAAAGGAAGGGGAAAAAGAAGAGAAGAGUUGAUAGAUAACUUGAUUGAUGCAGAGUAAUAGUAAGUAGAGAAGCAUUCUUUUUGGGGUAAACAGAGUGGAACCUUUGUUUCUUUUCUUUUUGGGUGGGGGGCUGAUGUAUACCGAAGUGUCUAAAAGAUUACAAAAUCCAAAUUGCUUGUAACUUUUGUAGCAUUAUGCAGUUUUUUUUUUUUUCAUUCAGUGAACAGGUUAUGUGACUUUUGUAAUCAUGAUACACAUUCGAGACAGGUAACAAAGCGAUUCAAACGAC
Molecule: messenger RNA, 1772 nt
Organism: Eruca vesicaria subsp. sativa (arugula)
Lineage: Eukaryota; Viridiplantae; Streptophyta; Magnoliopsida; Brassicales; Brassicaceae
Source: the annotation of a GenBank genome assembly